ACUUUUCUCUUUUUUAGUAAAUUAAUUAUUUUAGGGUGUGGGUGUGAGUAUGAGAAGUUUGGGUGCUGCAAAGACAGACGCACACCUGCCAGUGGUCCAGAGUAUGAGGGAUGUGGCUGUGCGGAAUCUGAGUUUGGCUGCUGCCCGGAUGGUGUUACACCUGCCACUGGAAAGUUCUUUGAGGGCUGUCAGGAUGAAGUUUCUAUUAUACCAGGAGAGGUGUGUGGCUAUACUAAAGACAGAGGCCCUUGCACCAACUUCACAGUUAAGUGGUUCUUUGACAUGGAUUAUGGUGGCUGUACUCACUUCUGGUAUGGUGGAUGUGAAGGAAAUCUUAACAAAUUUAAUACACAGGAAGAGUGCAAGUCUGCUUGUGUUGAACCUGAGGGAAUGGGGGUUGAUUCAUAGCUCCUGGACCUACCUCUUCUCUGGUUGCUACCAGGCCACUCCUCCUGCUCCAUGAGCUUUAUCAUAUCUCUUCUUAAAGCUAUGUAUGGAUCCUGCCUCCACUACAUCACUUCCCAGACUCUUCCACUUCCUGACAACUCUGUGACUGAAGAAAUACUAACAUCCCUGUGAUUCAUCUGAGUCUUCAACUUCCAACUGUACUCACCUAUUUGUGGUUGCAGGGGUCGAGUUAUAGCUCCUGGCCCCACCUCUUCACUGUUUGCUACUAGGUUCUCUCUCUCCCUGCUCUAUGAGCUUUAUCAAACCUCGUCUUAAAACUGUAUGGUUCCAGCCUUCACUACAUCACUUUCUAGGCUACUGGUGAUCGUCACAUGGAAUUUUGUCACUGCCGUUAGUUAUAUGCUUAAUCAUUGUUUUCAGCUUUUUUCCCCUCUGAUAUAUAUAAACAACUUGUUUGGAUUUGAAGAUAAGAACAUAAAGGAGGAACACUGCAGCAGGCCAACUGGCCCAUACUUGACAGGUCUUUGUCAAACCCAAACCUACUAACAAAAAUGUUCGCCCAACCCAUUAUGAUUGUUACCUGAGGUAUGAGCUUUGAUAACUCUAAUAACUAAAGUGCAAAUCCAACCCCUCUCACUUGUGUAUUUAUCUAACCUAUAUCUGAAGAUAUGUGAAAUUUCUCAUUUAAUUCCCGUUUACUGGGGUUUGCGUUUAUCCUUCAUUCUUGAACCUCGUGUAGAGGGAAAGCUAUACAAAGUAUCCAGCUUCGUGGCAAGUAACUGAUCAACCAAACUGUUCCGUCACUUCCGUUCUUAGGGACUACCAGUCAUGUUUUUGUAUUCGUUGCGUUUUCUUAUCUUUUGUGAUAUAUUAUACCUAUUGAUAUUCAGAAUAUUGAUUUUCAAUUAUUUACACCUUUCCUCUAUGUCGUUUAUAUUUAGUAGCUGGAUCUACUUUACGUUGGAUCAGAACGACGCACUAUCAACAUCAGUGAAGAUACGUUAUUUAAGACUUUAAUGAGGUUAAGACGUCUUUUGUUUAGAACGAUAUCUUGUGUUAU
Molecule: messenger RNA, 1468 nt
Organism: Cherax quadricarinatus
Lineage: Eukaryota; Metazoa; Arthropoda; Malacostraca; Decapoda; Parastacidae
Source: RefSeq, a predicted model, not a curated record